GAUCUAACGGAGUUCCGAGCGUAACGCUGUGUGCGAGUACCAUUGUUACUAGUGACUCUUCUCCUCCACGAUCGAUUGCGUUCCGUCUUGUUCGUCAACUUCUCCCCAGUGGAGCUCCUCAGUGCCGGAAAUAUCAUGUUGACGUCUGCCAGUCGCGACUGCUGAACUCGGUGUAUUCGAUCAGCGACAGCUUCCGUCCCAGAACUUCCAAGAAACACAAUGGAAAAGCAGUGCACCAUGUGAAGAGCAAGCGACAUCGAGUUGAGAUUUCGAUGUCUCGACACUUCAUCUAGUCACCUCACAAACCAGAAGCAUGAAGUUUUCGCUCAACCACAAACGGGCGCUCACCAAGUUCUUCAGAUGUCUGGUGAUUGUGAUUCUGUCGGGCACGGUGUGCGUAAACGUCAUGUUCAUCAUGGACGUCAAUCACAAACUCAAAGAAGAAGGUCUAGACGAUUCGAUAAAUUCGCUCGCCGCCGGCGAUUCAGUUGACCUCACGCCCCGAGCCCUCACAAUUGAAGUAUUCUCAUCGCAUUCGAAAGUCAGCGUCAUUGUCGACGGAACUGUGAUUCUUGAGGAUUCAGCCGAGAAAGGCGGUAGAGGAAUUCAUGUAUUGGUUCUUAAUCAGGCGACGGGGGCCGUGAUGGCACAGCGUCUAUUCGACACCUACUCGCAUCACGAAGACGAAAUGAUGGCAUUCUUCUUGAAUAUGGUGUCGGACGGUCGCAUAAUAAUCUUCGCCAUCAAGGACGAGGGCACUUUCCAAAUGAAACAGCCGGCCAGAGAUCUUUUGAAGAAACUCGGGAGCACAAAGGGUCAGAGCAUCGCCUGGAGAGACAUGUGGGCGAUGGUCUGUCGGAAGGGCGGCACCAGCAGCGAACAGAGAAGCAUCAACUACGGUGAGACGUAUUCAAAAAGUCCCGAGUUCAACUCGUGGGGCGCGCCAGUCUACCUGAAGGCCGAGGUUCCCCUCGUGCCGCUCGAGGACACUCAGUGCUCGAGAUGGCCCGACUCUCAAGAGACGAGUCGGCGGAAGGCUUUUUGCAAUCGGAUCGAGGGCUACGGCUCCAUUUGCUCGUGCGAUUCGCCGGCGCCGCUUACGUUCGCGCCGACGCCGUUGCCCGUUAAUAAUGUGUCCGACGUGCCUGUGGUGAUCUUGGCAUCGAACCGACCCCACUACCUCUACCGGAUGCUGCGAACGCUGCUCAACACGCCCGGCGUAAACCAAUCGGCGGUCACGGUGUUCAUCGACGGCUACUACGAGGAGCCUCUCCAAGUGACCAAGCUGCUCAAUGUGCGAGGGGUACAACACACGCCGAUCGGGCUGCGGAACGCCCGCGUGUCACAGCACUACAAAGCCUCGCUGACAGCGACGUUCUCGAUGUUCCCCAAGGCCGAGUACGCGAUCGUUAUCGAGGAGGAUCUGGACGUGUCGCCGGAUUUCUUCUCCUAUUUCAGCCAAACCGUUCACCUCCUCAAGGAGGAUGACAGCCUCUAUUGCAUAUCCGCUUGGAACGACCACGGCUACGAGCACUCAGCCCAGGAUCCGGCGUUGCUCUACCGAAUCGAUGGGAUGCCCGGUCUGGGCUGGAUCCUCAAGCGCUCCUUGUACAAAGAUGAACUCGAGCUCAAAUGGCCCUCGGCCGACAAACCGUGGGACUGGGACAUGUGGAUCCGGCAGCCACGUGUCCGGAAGGGGCGUGAAUGCGUCAUACCCGAUAUCUCGCGAACAUAUCAUUUUGGAUCGCAAGGCAUCAACAUGAACCCCUACUUCCAGGACAUGUACUUCACCAAGCACGCUUUCAACAAUCUGCCGAAUGUGAAGCUGCGGGAUGUUGACUCACUCAAGAAGGACGCCUACGAGGCCGAGCUCACGAAGCUCCUCUCGAGAGCGAAACCCGUCGAUCACAGCAAAUCUCCCUGCGAGGCGGAUAUCGUGCCGAAGGCCUCGUCCACUGUAUAUGUGAUGUAUAUAGGCCAGUCGACGUGGCUGGAAGUCGCAAAAUGUCUGAGGGUUUGGGAUCUCGAUGGCCGAGGUUUCCAUCGAGGUCUUUGGAGACUUUUCCUCAACGGACAUCAUCUACUCGUCGUUGAAGUGCCAAGUUCCCCUUACUCGUCUUUCAUGCCGGCUCGGGUGACUCCUAUUACUCUCCCGAAAGAAGUUUCUUCGUCCGCCAAAAGUUAAAUCGUUCAAGUCGGCGGCAAGAAACGUUGUUAAGAAUCUCUGCGGUACACGGUGCGGGAGCGAUGCGGAAGACGCUCGACGAACAUCUGAACCGCGGAAAAUUCGAAACACUCCCCCGCCCUUCGAUCGUCGAGGGGAGAGUUUCACAUGAAGAGGAGACAUAUGAUCUGACGGGAGAUGGACCCUCACGUAUAGAACAAAAGAUUUGCCCGAACUGCGGCUUCGUGUAUUUAUUGUACAGUUCUUAUAGGUAGAUGAACGGAUGGAAGGAAUUAAAUAAAUGAAUACCUUUAA
Messenger RNA from Galendromus occidentalis (western predatory mite), 2479 nucleotides. Its product is annotated as protein O-linked-mannose beta-1,2-N-acetylglucosaminyltransferase 1. Gene Ontology annotation, biological process: protein O-linked glycosylation via N-acetylgalactosamine. The record is from RefSeq and is a predicted model, not a curated record. Gene Ontology annotation, molecular function: beta-1,3-galactosyl-O-glycosyl-glycoprotein beta-1,3-N-acetylglucosaminyltransferase activity. Bases 314 to 2185 code for a protein of 623 amino acids. Lineage: Eukaryota; Metazoa; Arthropoda; Arachnida; Mesostigmata; Phytoseiidae. The transcript is spliced from 10 exons. Gene Ontology annotation, cellular component: Golgi membrane.